Molecule: messenger RNA, 1463 nt
Organism: Eutrema salsugineum
Lineage: Eukaryota; Viridiplantae; Streptophyta; Magnoliopsida; Brassicales; Brassicaceae
Product: ADP,ATP carrier protein 3, mitochondrial
Exons: 4
Coding region: 143-1282 (379 amino acids)
Biological process (GO): mitochondrial ADP transmembrane transport; mitochondrial ATP transmembrane transport
Cellular component (GO): mitochondrial inner membrane
Molecular function (GO): ATP:ADP antiporter activity
Source: RefSeq, a predicted model, not a curated record
AUUUUAUCUUCUGACCAUUUUUUCCAUCUUUUCACAUAGGACAUUUUAGAACCCUACGGUUCUCGUCUCUUACAAGAAUUUUGUUACGCUUCGGAGAGGAAUCUUCGAUCAUCUUUUGCUGAGUUUUACAGUAAAAACAAAAAUGGAUGGAUCAAGGCAUCCGUCGGUGUUUCAGAAGCUUCAUGGACAAUCAACCUUGAUAAAUAGACUUUCUCCGAGCGUGCAAACUUAUAGUUACGGCGUCUCUGGUGCUUAUGUUAAUGGAGGUCUGCAGAGUCUAUUACAGUCAAGUAAUCAUGGCAUUGGCUCUUCUCUUCUACCACAUGGUUCGUUGCCUGUAUUUGCUCAAGCCCCUAGCGAGAAAACCGGUACUGGUUUCUUGAUCGAUUUCCUUAUGGGAGGAGUCUCAGCUGCUGUUUCAAAGACGGCAGCAGCGCCGAUUGAGCGUGUGAAGCUCUUGAUUCAGAACCAAGAUGAAAUGAUCAAAGCAGGACGUCUCUCUGAACCAUACAAAGGAAUCACUGAUUGUUUUGGCCGAACAGUCAAAGACGAAGGCAUGAUUGCACUUUGGAGAGGCAACACUGCCAAUGUUAUCAGAUACUUCCCCACGCAGGCGUUGAACUUUGCGUUCAAAGAUUACUUUAAGAGGCUGUUCAACUUCAAGAAAGACAAAGAUGGAUAUUGGAAGUGGUUUGCAGGGAACUUGGCGUCUGGUGGUGCAGCUGGUGCCUCGUCUCUGCUUUUUGUCUACUCUUUGGAUUACGCUCGUACCCGUUUGGCCAACGAUGCCAAAGCGGCCAAGAAAGGUGGCCAGAGGCAGUUUAAUGGCAUAGUUGACGUUUACAAGAAGACCAUAGCUUCUGAUGGCAUUGUUGGGCUGUACCGUGGUUUCAACAUCUCAUGUGUUGGAAUUAUCGUGUACCGUGGACUCUACUUUGGAUUGUAUGACUCAUUGAAGCCUGUGGUUCUAGUCGAUGGUCUCCAGGAUAACUUCUUUGCGAGUUUCUUGUUGGGGUGGGGAAUCACCAUUGGAGCUGGGCUAGCAUCUUACCCGAUCGACACGGUGCGUAGAAGAAUGAUGAUGACAUCAGGUGAAGCAGUGAAGUACAAGAGUUCUCUUCAGGCAUUUUCUCAGAUCGUUAAGAAGGAAGGGGCCAAGUCACUUUUCAAGGGUGCAGGUGCCAACAUCCUCCGUGCAGUCGCAGGCGCUGGUGUGCUCGCUGGCUAUGACAAGCUCCAGCUCAUUGUGUUGGGCAAGACCUAUGGCUCUGGUAGUGGCUAAACAACGAUAAUAGAAAGAAAAGUCCUUGAGCUCUAUGGGUGAAUAAAUCUCUCUGCCUUCGUACAAAUGUUGCUAUUAGAAUAUCGAGUGUACUCUGUGUGAAGUUGUGGCUUUUGUCUUAGUUAUGUGACAUUUUUCAGACAAAAAAAUGAUCACUGGAUAAAUAAUGUUAGUUUGUGUU